Knipowitschia caucasica is the source of this 360-nucleotide messenger RNA. NCBI's taxonomy places the organism in Eukaryota, Metazoa, Chordata, Actinopteri, Gobiiformes, Gobiidae. The record is from the annotation of a GenBank genome assembly.
AUGGGCAGUGAUCAGGCAGCCGCAUGGCCUCAUGUGUUCACCAGAGAACCUCAGCCCUCGCAGAAGCCCUCGCCUCAGCAGUCAGCUGAAGCAGCCUCAGCACUAAUGUCCAGCAGGGAGCCUCAGGCAAUGCCACAAGCGGCUGCAGGACCAGUCCAAAGUCCGUACGAGGAAGAGGUUUGCCGGAUGUCCUCCUGCGGUGGGAAUGACCCGGGCAGCUUGCCCAGUGUCAAACUUGUCAAUGCGAUGAGGGAGGACCUGCUCCAGCUCCAUCACCAGCACCCAGGAAUGCAGAUCAUUUUAUCUGCCAUUCCUCAGCGGUGCAGGUCGCAGCCCCAGGAGCCACCAAAAGACGCAUAA